GUCUGCUGUUUCUGCUGAAGCUGAUGCCCAUGGCACCGCGUGUCCUGCUCUUCUGCCUGCUGGUCCUGGCAGUCAUUGAAGGCCGUUGUCGGGAGGCAGCCAUCCCAGGCUGCCACUUGCACCCCUUCAAUGUAACAGUGCGAAGUGACCGCCAUGGCACCUGCCAGGGCUCCCAUGUAGCACAGGCCUGUGUAGGACACUGUGAGUCCAGCGCCUUCCCUUCCCGCUACUCCGUGCUGGUGGCCAGUGGCUACCGACACAAUGUCACCUCUAUCUCCCAGUGCUGCACUAUUAGCAGGCUAAAAAAGGUGAAGGUGUGGCUGGACUGCGUGGGGAACCAGCAGGGGGAGCUUGAGAUCUUCACUGCCAGGGCCUGCCAGUGUGAUAUGUGCCGCCUCUCCCGCUACUAG
Messenger RNA from Microtus oregoni (creeping vole), 410 nucleotides. It is a transcript of the gene Gpha2, whose product is annotated as glycoprotein hormone subunit alpha 2. The record is from RefSeq and is a predicted model, not a curated record. The coding region runs from base 24 to 410 and encodes 128 amino acids. Lineage: Eukaryota; Metazoa; Chordata; Mammalia; Rodentia; Cricetidae. Gene Ontology annotation, molecular function: hormone activity; hormone receptor binding. The transcript has 4 exons. Gene Ontology annotation, cellular component: extracellular region. Gene Ontology annotation, biological process: cell surface receptor signaling pathway.